Molecule: messenger RNA, 2139 nt
Organism: Mandrillus leucophaeus (drill)
Lineage: Eukaryota; Metazoa; Chordata; Mammalia; Primates; Cercopithecidae
Product: angiotensin-converting enzyme-like
Exons: 12
Biological process (GO): proteolysis
Cellular component (GO): plasma membrane
Molecular function (GO): peptidyl-dipeptidase activity; metallopeptidase activity
Source: RefSeq, a predicted model, not a curated record
GCCUUUGCCGAGUGUGCUGGACUCCGCUCUGUGGCCCCCGCGCUCUCGGGCCGCUGCCUGCUCACCUCCAGACGCUGUCACUGUCACCGCACUGCACUGUCCAUUCACUCUCCACUCGCCUGGCCUCUUUUGUGGUCCCAAUUUCUGCUCCACCUUUCCCAUGAGGCAGAUUCCUUCCAGAAGGAGGAAGCGCGGCUUCCGCAAACUAAGGAGGAAGCAGCCCUGCUCAGCCAGGAGUUUGCCGAGGCCUGGGGCCAGAAGGCCAAGGAGCUGUAUGAACCGAUCUGGCAGAACUUCACGGACCCGGAGCUGCGCAAGAUCAUCGGAGCUGUGGGCACCCUGGGCUCUGCCAACCUGCCCCUGGCUAAGCGGCAGCAGUACAAUGCUCUGCUAAGCAACAUGAGCAGGAUCUACUCCACCGCCAAGGUCUGCCUCCCCAACAAGACUGCCACCUGCUGGUCCCUGGACCCAGACCUCACCAACAUCCUGGCUUCCUCACGAACCUACGCCAUGCUCCUGUUUGCCUGGGAGGGCUGGCACAACGCCGCGGGCAUCCCGCUGAAACCGCUGUACGAGGACUUCACUGCCCUCAGCAAUGAAGCCUACAAGCAGGACGGCUUCACAGACACGGGGGCCUACUGGCGCUCCUGGUACAACUCCCCCACUUUUGAGGACGAUCUGGAGCACCUCUACCAACAGCUAGAGCCCCUCUACCUGAACCUCCAUGCCUUCGUCCGCCGUGCACUGCAUCGCCGAUAUGGGGACAGAUACAUCAACCUCAGGGGACCCAUCCCUGCUCAUCUGCUGGGAGACAUGUGGGCCCAGAGCUGGGAAAACAUCUACGACAUGGUGGUGCCUUUCCCAGACAAGCCCAACCUCGACGUCACCAGUACUAUGCUGCAGCAGGGCUGGAAUGCCACGCACAUGUUCCGGGUGGCAGAGGAGUUCUUCACCUCCCUGGAGCUCUCCCCCAUGCCUCCCGAGUUCUGGGAAGGGUCGAUGCUGGAGAAGCCGGCCGACGGGCGGGAGGUGGUGUGCCACGCCUCGGCUUGGGACUUCUACAACAGGAAAGACUUCAGGAUCAAGCAAUGCACACGGGUCACGAUGGACCAGCUCUCUACAGUGCACCAUGAGAUGGGCCAUAUACAGUACUACCUGCAGUACAAGGACCUGCCCGUCUCCCUGCGCGGGGGGGCCAACCCCGGCUUCCAUGAGGCCAUUGGGGACGUGCUGGCACUCUCGGUCUCUACUCCUGCACAUCUGCACAAAAUCGGCCUGCUGGACCGUGUCACCAAUGACACGGAAAGUGACAUCAAUUACUUGCUAAAGAUGGCACUGGAAAAAAUUGCCUUCCUGCCCUUUGGCUACUUGGUGGACCAGUGGCGCUGGGGGGUCUUUAAUGGGCGUACUCCUCCUUCCCACUACAACUUCGACUGGUGGUAUCUUCGAACCAAGUAUCAGGGGAUCUGUCCUCCUGUUACCCGAAACGAAACCCACUUUGAUGCUGGAGCUAAGUUUCAUGUUCCAAAUGUGACACCAUACAUCAGGUACUUUGUGAGUUUCGUCCUACAGUUCCAGUUCCAUGAAGCCCUGUGCAAGGAGGCAGGCUAUGAGGGCCCACUGCACCAAUGUGACAUCUACCAGUCCACCAAGGCAGGGGCCAAGCUCCGGAAGGUGCUGCAGGCUGGCUCCUCCAGGCCCUGGCAGGAGGUGCUGAAGGACAUGGUCGGCUCAGACACCCUGGACGCCCAGCCACUGCUCAACUACUUCCAGCCAGUCACCCAGUGGCUGCAGGAGCAGAACCGGCAGAACGGCGAGGUCCUGGGCUGGCCUGAGUACCAGUGGCGCCCACCGUUGCCUGACAACUACCCGGAGGGCAUCGGUAAAGCCCUGAGUGAGGGUGGUGGGGGGCUAAGGUGGGUCCUCAACUCUGGGCUUGGCCCAGGCCCCAGGUUCCUGGUCAGCUCCUACCAGCUGAGCCCUGGUACCCUGUCCUGGAGGGCCAGGCAGCCCCCCAAGCUCAUCAGCACUGCCUGCAAGUGGGGACAGGCAUGUCUUUCCCCCAGCAUCCUAGAGAGGGUGUGCUCAGACCUGAGGGCCCCUCCCCCUCCAGAGGAAGCCAGAUACAGGGCUCUAUGA